This is a messenger RNA of Cornus florida, 3001 nucleotides long. RefSeq names its product primary amine oxidase 1-like. The coding region runs from base 122 to 2074 and encodes 650 amino acids. The record is from RefSeq and is a predicted model, not a curated record. Gene Ontology annotation, biological process: amine metabolic process. Gene Ontology annotation, molecular function: quinone binding; primary methylamine oxidase activity; copper ion binding. The transcript is spliced from 4 exons. NCBI's taxonomy places the organism in Eukaryota, Viridiplantae, Streptophyta, Magnoliopsida, Cornales, Cornaceae.
AACUAUAAGUUUCUCCAUAUAUAUUUAUGAAUAUGUAUAUGUAUAUGUAUAUGUAUAUGGAUGGUGCCAUUUAGUGUUUUGAACACCACAUUUCAACCAACCUUUUGAUAAAACAUUGUCCAUGACUAUUCACUUGUUAGCUCUAGCUAUUGUUCUCCAAUGCUAUUUCACAGCUAGCCUCAAUCACCCACUAGACCCUCUCAACCCUACUGAAAUAAACCAAGUAAGGCAAAUUAUUCAAAAGUCUCACCUUAGUAGUAUUCCCAACCUAACCUUUCAUUUUGUUGAUCUUGAAGAGCCAGAAAAAAGUGAUGUUCUCGAGUGGAUGUCUUCAAAGAAACAAAAUGGCAAUCCUUUUCCUUACCGUAGAGCCAAGGUCGUGGUUCGAGCUAGAGGUGAGACUCGUGAAAUCGUUGUGGAUUUAUCCACUAGUUCGAUCACGUCUGACCAUGUCUACACUGGCCAUGGUUACCCUCCAACCACUUUUACCGAGUUCUUUCAAGCCAGCAGACUUCCUUUGAAUUAUACACAGUUCAAAGAUUCAAUUUCCAGAAGGGGCUUGAAUUUGUCUGAAGUCACUUGCUUGUCAUUCACAGUUGGUUGGUUUGGAGAACUUGUUUCAAAAAGAGCUGUUAAAGUUCUAUGCUUUUACCGCGGAGGAACAACUAAUGUCUUUUCAAGGCCUAUUGAAGGGAUAAGUAUUAUAGUUGAUGUUGAAUCUAUGCAAAUUGUGGUGUACACAGAUAGAUUUAAAUCUCAUUUGCCUAGAGCUGAGGGUACCGAUUUCCAGUCAUCCGGGCAGAGGCCUGAUCCUGACCCUUGCAAUAGAACAUACAUCGGGAUCACCAUUGAAGGCCAUGAGGUUAGAUGGGCUAAUUGGAUGUUCCAUGUAGCGUUCAAUGCUCGGGCAGGGAUGAUAAUAUCCACAGCUUCGGUAUCUGAUGCCGGAAGAAAAAAGUUUCGGCGUGUGCUCUACAGAGGACAUGUAUCUGAAACGUUUGUGCCAUAUAUGGAUCCUACAAAUGAAUGGUACUUCAGGACCUACAUGGACAUCGGUGAAUUUGGGUUUGGGCGGUCAGCUAACACCCUUGUGCGGCAGAUUGACUGCCCGGCUAAUGCAGUGUACAUGGACGGGUACAUGGCCGGAUCAGAUGGACAGCCACAAAAGGUUCCCAGAUCGAUCUGCAUUUUCGAGCGAUAUUCUGGUGAUGUUGCAUGGAGACAUACUGAGAUUGGUGUUCCCGGAAAAGUGAUAAUAAGUGGAGAGACAGAAGUUAAUUUGGUGGUUAGGAUGGUUGCUACAGUUGGAAAUUAUGACUAUGUUCUAGAUUGGGAGUUCAAGCAAAGUGGCUCCAUCAAAGUUGGGGUGAGUCUCACAGGUGUACUAGAGAUGAAGGCCACGUCGUAUGCCAACCAGGACCAAGUUGUUCAUGAGGACAUUUAUGGUACUUUUGUUGCUGAUAACACCAUUGCUAUCAACCAUGAUCACUUCCUGACCUACUAUCUGGAUCUCGACAUUGAUGGCAAUGAAAACUCAUUUGUCAGAGACAAGUUGAAACAGGUGAGGGCAGCAUACAUUAACACAGGCACACCAAGAAAGAGUUAUUGGAUGGUGGUUACGGAGACGGCAAAAACAGAAGCCAAGGCUAGGAUUCAGCUCGGCAUGGAGCAAGGCGAGCUGUUAGUUGUGAAUCCUAAUAUGAGGACAAAGGUUGGGAAUCAUGUGGGUUACCGGUUGAUCACCGGACAACCGGCUACUUCCCUGCUGUCCGAUGAUGAUUACCCACAGAUCCGUGCAGCCUACACCAAGUACCAAGUUUGGGUGACUGCCUAUAACAAGUCAGAAAGGUGGGCUGGAGGCUUUUAUGCAGAUAGGAGCAGAGGAGAGGAUGGCUUGGCUGUUUGGAGCCGCAGGAACAGACCAAUCGAUAACAAGGACAUAGUUGUAUGGUAUACUGUGGGUUUCCAUCACAUUCCGAGCCAAGAAGAUUUUCCGGUGAUGCCGACCUUGUAUGGUGGAUUUGAGCUCCGGCCAGCAAACUUUUUUGAAAGAAACCCGGUACUCAAACAAUAACACAUCAAUUCUUGUGAUGGCACAAAAAUUCUUUGUUAGGAAGGGCAUUAUAUCAAGAAGAAGAAAAAGUACGUAGUUCUUUCAGCAGGAAGUGAUUGCAAGAAAUUCUUCAGCAAGAUUGAAAUAUCUUCUCAGAAUAUGAUUAUCUUCUUCACACUGAGAUCAAUACAGAUAUAAAUCGUCUUAUUCUGGAAAGAAUUGCUAAAAUAGUUUAUGUACAAUGUAGGUCUGUAAUGUUGCCUAUUUAAACAAAGAACAAAAAUGGGUUUCUAUCUAGAUCAUUUUUGUUCCAUAGAAUGACACAGUAUUUAUUCACUGGGGCUGACAAUCUGACUCUUCAAUAUAUAAAAAAACACAGUUGGAAUUGAUUUGCUGCAAAAAGAUCUCUAGGGCUUGAUUUGUUUUCUAUAGCCAGCAUAUUUUCUAUAUCUGCAAAAAGAUGUCUACUACAAGUUUGAUUUCAGAAGCCAAUCCAUCUGGGUUGUUCUGCUAAGACAAUUGCAAACAUAAUUGAUCUUGGUAGAACAAUUCUUCAUCAGGAUCGCCCUCAAAAGGUUAGGUGAUUUUGCCUUCACAUUGAAGCCCUCUUGCCGACAGUAGUCACUUGUCGGGAUUCAGGUCGUUUAGAUCACAGAGUGAACACUGGUUUAGUCAGCGAAUCGUGAUGGUCUCUGGCUCAAGUUGAACCAACCAUUAAUGUCACACCUGAACUAGUGCCUCUUUGCAGCUCCUGGUUGUCAUCUGUGUUUUGGGAUUCUUCCUAAUUUUGAGUGCUGACUAACACUUGAUUGUCCUUCCUCCUUGUUCGGAAAGUGCUCUGUUCAGGUGUUGGUUUUUUUGGUUUACCGUGUUGCUCUUUUAGAGGUUUUGCUAUGCAGAAAUGCUGUUUUCGGUUGUAGGUCGUUUUGUAUGGCUGUGUUGGCUUUU